Messenger RNA from Oikopleura dioica, 2976 nucleotides. NCBI's taxonomy places the organism in Eukaryota, Metazoa, Chordata, Appendicularia, Copelata, Oikopleuridae. The record is from the annotation of a GenBank genome assembly.
AUGAAAAAUCUCCUACUAACCGUCUUUCUCUCCGGGUCCUGGGGAGCUAGGACUACGGUCUUAUGGAGCUCUAUAAAGGGAAGGUACAAUAGUAACAGUGAAGUCACUGUACCAGCGGGAGAAGAAUGGAUUCUUGAUGAAAAUAUGGAUGUCGGCACUCUUACUAUUCAGGGAAAAUUUUCAUGGCACAUUGCUCGACGAAAUCUUGAGCUUCGAUCAUUUUACGUCCUCGUUGAUCGCGCUGGAUCCUUUAAUCUCGGUUCGGAAAACGAGCCGAUGGAGCUCGAUGCAACCAUUUUCAUCAAAACUCCUUCAAACUGGGACCCACGCAAAUCAGAAGGCUGGGAUAACUUCCCUUAUCACCCGAAAAUUGGGUCGCGUUUCUUCGCUGGCGUUGGUGGAUCAAGCGUUGAAAUUUACGGCAGAACCUUGGAGAGAACCUGGACUUUGCUUUCCAAGGACCAAGGAAAGUGGGAUAAUCACUUGUCGCUCAAGCACAGUGCCGAAUCCAUGGGAUGGAGAGUUGGUGAUAAAAUAGCGAUUGCGACGACCAAUCGUGGCUCUUCAACCGAGCACAGGAUAAUCGGAAUCGACGAGAAUGGUAUCACGAUCGACCCGCAAACAGAACAUAAUCACAUGGGAGGAAUCAAAGAUGUAUUCGGUGUACCGGUCGAAAAAGCAGCCGAAGUCAUCAAUCUCAGCCGAAAUGUCAAAAUCACUGGCGAUACGGACAAAUUCCAUUCCAUCAAGCAGGGUUGGCACACUGGAGCAUUCUGGGAGGACGAUGAUCUUCCAACCACUCACGUCAUAAAAUUUGCUGAGCUGGAUCAUUGCGGUCAGAAUGACGUUCUUGGGCGAUACUGUUUCCACUUUCACCUUGUUGGCAAAUGUCCUGGUUGCGUUUACGAGGGAAACUCUGUCUACAACUCUGUCCAGGCCGCUUUUACUAUCCACGGGUCGCAUGAAACUAGACUUCAUCGAAAUGUGCUCUGGAAUCCGAAAUCAGUCGGGAUCUACACAGAAGAUGGAAACGAAAUGAACAACACAAUUAGCGAAAACGUCAUCAUCUGCGAAAAUAUUCUCAAAUGCGGUUGGGCUCAGGGAAACAAAUGGCAGGAGCAAAAUGGGCUCAAAGAAGGAGGAAUCUAUUUCCAAGGCAUGACGAAUGAUUUGAUUGGAAAUCGAGUGGCCGGAAUGGAACAUGGCUUUUGGUCGCCCGGCUCUGGAAACGGAAGAGGAUUUGCGACGGGGAAAACAUGCAAUACUCAUCAACCAUUUGGGCGAUUCGAGGAUAACGUCUGGCAUGAUAAUCAGCGAUUCGGAAUCUAUUUGGACAAUCAAUAUUCUAGAGACCUCCAACGAGACGAUCAAGCUCAUGUUUUGAAGACAAAUUAUGGAUUGGAAAGCUGCAACGCAUUCGUCAGACCCGACGGGAAAGACAACGGCUUCGUGAGCGUCAUCAAAAACGACUUUAACUACCACAACAUGUUUGUCGGAGGAUAUUCCGUCGGUGACAUCGAGUUCGACGGCCUCAAGUCUGUGAACAAUAUCAACAAUGGCUACUGGAAGCGAUCAAAGAAUUUUGUCGAAAAAGGCCGUUAUCAUGUCAAGAACUCAUUUUUCCUCGCCGAUCCAAAUGAUAAUAUUGGUAGCGCAACGACCCUCUUCCCCGGAGGCUCAUUUACGUUCAAAAUGAAGGAUACAAAAUACGCCGGCUGGGGAAGCCUCCAAGUCCCGCAGCACUGUGGAAUUUACUUUCACAACCCUCAUAAUAAUUUUGGUAGCACUUGUGCAGUCCAAUACUUGUUCGAAAACGUCGAUUUUUCGGAGCUCAGCGGUAAUUAUUUCCACUUUGGCCCUAGCGAUGGCAAUCCAAUGUCCCCCACUUUCAUCGCCAGCGACAACAGUAUUGAUGGACACAAACAAGUCAUCAGCGGCAGAUUGAAUGGAUUCCUCAAAGUUCCCAAUUGCUCCGGACCGGUGAAGAAAUAUGGCGACGGAAUUGUCUGCGAGGGGCAGAAUAUCCGAAGAAUGGUAAUUUUCAGCCCGAACAUGGGUGAUACAAUAAAAAUAACUGGGCCUGGGUAUGAUGUCUCACCGAAUUGGGAUCAUCCAGUUGGAGGGACAAAUGCGGGGCACAUUUGGUAUGAUAAGACUCACGGAGGCUCAGGCUGGGUUGAUCAUAAAUACACAAAUGGAUAUGGAAUGCAUGUUGUGCUCGGUGAAACGUACAGAAUCUCUUCGUUGAAAUGGAAAGACGAUAUCUUCUUCCAGCUUUCCGAUCCAGACCUCGCAGAUGCGCUCGGAAACGAUGAUGAGUAUGUAAAUCUUGAGCUGGAACUGGAGGGAUUUGUAGAAUCAUGCCGCCUUUCCGUUCGCGAAUCGCGAGAUUGGCAUGAUGCUGAUGGGGUGGCAGCGGAUGCUGAGAUUUCUGAAUGCUCCCAAGCUUUCCGAACACUCGGCGAGCUCGUCACGGGAACCCAAAAAACGACAACAACGACGAAAGCUCCGACAACACCGCCCCCGACUGGCGAUUGCUCGCAUUGCUGGGGCGCGGAGUGGGACGUUCGUUGCGAACAUGGUGGAGUUGGAUGCAACGCUUGUGGAGUUCGAUAUUGCAGAUUUUGCGGCGGAUCACCUCCAUAUGACAUUGCUUGCCCGACUCAACCUCCUACUACAACUCAAUCUACGACAACUCAGUCUUCCACAACUGACUCAUCGACAACUCAAACAGGUUCGGGGAGCUCUUCAACAGUGAUUUCCGAAUCGACAACGACAAUGACGACAACAACGACAAAAACAACAACCACCACAAAAGCGCAAGAAUACGAUUGCAAUAAAGUUUGCGGAGGGAACACCUUUUACGAUGAACGAUGCUGGACCUCAAGCGAUCCACAUGGUGGUCUAGGAUGCAAUGCCUGUAACAAGCCGAAGUGCAGAAUUUGCGGUGGAUAUCCUUACAUUGAUUGCCCCUGA